AGCUAAGAGCUUUACCAUUACACUCUUCACCUUCUUCUCUUAAUUUCUCUCUUUCCCAUUUUCAAAUCACUGCUAAAAGCUCAGUCUUUUCUCCUAUUUCUAUCACAAUGUUCUCAUUGAACGGAAGCAGUUGUACGAACAAUUCGGUAUCUGGGGUUUCAAGAUGUUUGACUCAGUCUCGGAAAAGGAUGUCAGUUCCAAUGGUGGCGGUGGCGUCUGUGAGCUCAAAUGUCAAGCCCGGAGAGCGGCAUGCAAGUGUUUUAAUGGAGAAUACUUUGAAGGAGAUGAAGGAAAGUGCUCCAGUUAUUGAGAAAGAUUCAAAAUCGGCGGUCAGUGGAGGAGUCGGCGACGUCUACGGCGAGGAUAGUGCCACUGAAGAUCAAACUAUUACCCCUUGGACUCACUCUGUUGCUAGCGGAUACUCAUUGUUGCGUGAUCCAAACUACAACAAAGGGCUUGCAUUCAGUGAGAAAGAAAGGGAUUCCCACUAUUUGCGUGGUCUUCUUCCUCCUGUAGUUGUUGAUCAGGAGCUUCAGGUUGAGAAAUUGAUGAAAAAUCUGCGUCAGUAUGAUGUACCACUGCAAAGGUACAUAGCUAUGAUGGAUCUUCAGGAGAGAAAUGAAAGGCUAUUCUACAAGCUUCUCAUGGAAAACGUAGAAGAGCUGCUCCCGGUAGUUUAUACACCAACAGUAGGCGAAGCAUGCCAGAAGUAUGGUAGCAUCUUCAGACGUCCUCAAGGUCUUUUUAUCAGCUUGAAAGAAAAAGGUAAAAUUCUUGAGGUAUUAAAGAAUUGGCCUGAGAAGAAAAUUCAAGUAAUCGUUGUAACUGAUGGAGAACGAAUAUUAGGCCUUGGGGACCUAGGUUGCCAGGGAAUGGGAAUACCUGUGGGGAAACUCUCUUUAUACACCGCUCUUGGAGGCGUUCGGCCGUCAGCUUGCUUGCCGAUAACCAUUGAUGUGGGCACAAACAAUGAGAAAUUGUUGAAAGAUGAAUUUUACAUUGGGCUCAGGCAAAGAAGAGCUAGAGGACAGGAAUAUGCUGAACUCCUGGAUGAAUUUAUGUCUGCUGUCAAGCAGAAUUACGGCGAGAAAGUGCUCAUUCAAUUUGAAGACUUCGCGAAUCAUAACGCAUUUGACCUUCUUGCAAAGUACGGAACUAGCCACCUUGUUUUCAAUGAUGACAUUCAGGGGACAGCAUCUGUGGUCCUUGCAGGGCUCAUGUCAGCACUAAACUUGGUGGGAGGAACCUUAGCAGAGAAUACAUUUUUAUUCCUGGGAGCUGGAGAGGCUGGUAGUGGGAUAGCAGAACUCAUAGCUCUUGAGAUGUCAAAGCAGACUGGAGCCCCUCCAGAAGAGACGCGUAAGAAAAUUUGGAUGGUGGAUUCUAAGGGGUUGAUUGUUAGAGUAACUUACUGUUCUAAAUGUUUUGCAAUGCAGAAACCAAUUAUUUUUGCUCUCUCCAACCCAACAUCACAGUCUGAAUGUACUGCUGAAGAGGCUUAUACAUGGAGUAAUGGCCGAGCCAUUUUUGCUAGCGGGAGUCCAUUUGCUCCUGUUGAGUACAAGGGGAAAGUCUUCGUGUCUGGCCAGGCAAAUAAUGCAUAUAUCUUUCCUGGGCUUGGUCUGGGACUGCUAAUUUCCGGUGCAAUUCGCGUUCAUGACGACAUACUCCUGGCAGCCUCGGAAGCAUUAGCAGCAGAAGUUAGUCAAGAGAACUUUGAGAAGGGACUAAUAUACCCACCAUUUUCGAACAUAAGAAAGAUUUCAGCUCACAUUGCUGCCAAGGUGGCAGCCAAAGCAUAUGAACUAGGUUUGGCCACUCGUCUACCGCAACCUGAGAACCUAGUGGCAUAUGCUGAGAGUUGCAUGUACAGUCCAAGUUACCGUAGCUAUCGCUAGUCAAUUAUUGUUAUUUUGAAGAUUAAUUAGUCAUCGAGAUGUUCUUUUUUCUCUUUUGAAUUUCUCAGUUCAAUCCUAUGUAGGGAGCAGAAGUUUAUAGCAUGCCUUGUUACUUUUGUUAGAUGGGAAUGUAAAUAUUCCAUGGUGAUCAUCAUAUUAUAUAAGUCGAAAGUCAAUGCUAUAUAUGAUCAUCAUAUAUAGCAUGCCUUGUUAUCUUCA
Molecule: messenger RNA, 2117 nt
Organism: Nicotiana tabacum (common tobacco)
Lineage: Eukaryota; Viridiplantae; Streptophyta; Magnoliopsida; Solanales; Solanaceae
Source: RefSeq, a predicted model, not a curated record